Brassica oleracea var. oleracea is the source of this 3168-nucleotide messenger RNA. Its product is annotated as small RNA 2'-O-methyltransferase. Gene Ontology annotation, molecular function: RNA methyltransferase activity; O-methyltransferase activity. The record is from RefSeq and is a predicted model, not a curated record. Bases 142 to 2934 code for a protein of 930 amino acids. The transcript is spliced from 10 exons. Gene Ontology annotation, cellular component: nucleus; cytoplasm. NCBI's taxonomy places the organism in Eukaryota, Viridiplantae, Streptophyta, Magnoliopsida, Brassicales, Brassicaceae. Gene Ontology annotation, biological process: siRNA processing; piRNA processing; RNA methylation.
CCCUCUAGAAACCCCAACACUCUUCCUCUCUCUCUGGCUGUUGUGUCCUCCUCUCCUCAGCGUAAUUCUCUUUCUACAUGCCCAUUCCGCUAAACUCUUUAAAGUGUAUUAAACGAAGCUACAUUUGCGUUUUUUUUUGUGAUGGCGGGUGGAGGGAAACAUACUCUUACUCCAAAGGCAAUCAUACAUCAGAAGUUUGGUGCUAAUGCAAUCUAUACAGUUGAGGAAGUUAAUGACUCUGCUCAGAGUGCUUGUCCAGGAUUAGCAAUACCUCAAAAAGGACCAUCUCUCUUUAGAUGCCACUUGCAGCUACCAGACUUUUCUGUUGUUUCAAAUGUCUGCAAGAAGAAGAAAGAUUCAGAACAGUCUGCUGCUGAACUUGCUCUCGACAAGCUAGGGUUCCGUCCUCAGAAUGAUGAUCUUACCGUGGAUGAAGCUUGGGAUGAUCUCGUUGGACGCAUUAAGUAUAUAUUUUCUGAUGAGUUUCUUUCAGCUGAUCAUCCUCUGGGAGCUCACCUUAGAGCUGCAUUGCGAAGGAACGGUGACUGUUGCGGCUCGGUUCCUGUUUCUGUAAUUGCUACGUUUGAUUCAAAGAUCAACAGUCGUUGUAAAAUCAUCAAUCCUUCUGUGGAAUCAGAUCCGUUCUUGGUCGUUUCCUGUGUCAUGGAGGCUGCUGCAAAGUUGCGGGACUUCAUUGUUGCAUCUCCGCAUGAAGCUUCACUCCGAAGGAAAAAUCCAUACCCUCCAGCAGUUGUAGAAGCAUUAGCUACUCAAGUAUCUGAUUCCGUAGAUAGCAGAAAAGUCAAGGCUGUGUAUAUACCAUGUAAGGGUGAGGAGAUUGUUGAGUUGGAUUCUGUCGAUGUUUCCUCGGGCCGGUAUUACUUGGAUAGUAUUGCUGAAAGGCUCUGCUUGAAGAAUGGCAACCAAGUGAUGAUAUCCAGGACACUUGGCAAAGCUUCAUGUGGCUCUGAGUGUAGAUUGUACUCUCCUAUUACUAAAUUCAAGUCCUCAGAAGUCUCUGGAAGCUCAAGUGAAGAAUCAUCUCGUCGGAAUGCAAGAGCAAGUUACAUUUGUGGUCAAGAGAUUCACGGGGAUGCAGUCUUGGCAUCUGUUGGUUACCGAUGGAAGUCCGAGGAUCUUGACUUUGAUGAUGUAACUGUAAAGUCAUUUUACAGGAUAUGUUGCGGUAUGUCACCCAAUGGCAUCUACAAAAUCUCCAGACAAGCAGUACUUGCUGCUCAGUUACCUGCUUCAUUCACUACAAAGUCUAACUGGAGAGGUCCGUUCCCCAGGGAGAUUCUCUCCAUGUUCUGCCACCAGCACAGACUAGCAGACCCCGUCUUUGCUAUCUCUACAGCUCCUGUGAAAUCGUUGGCUGACGUAUACAGAUCUCACAAGAAUUUGAAGGUCUCGGGAGGAUCUGAUGAUGCAGACGAUGAGAAUUUAAGUAAGGAAAAAGAGGAUGCACCAGGAUUAGGGAAUGGUUUCAGAUGUGAAGUGAAAGUUCUUACAAAGUCCCAGGGUCUGGUUUUGGAGUGUUCACCGAAAAAGUUCUAUGAGAAGGAGAACGAUGCUGUUCAGAAUGCUUCGUUGAAAGCUCUCUUAUGGUUUAGUAAGUUUUUCGAUGAUAUGGAUGUUGUUGGAUCAGAUUCAGAUGAUGAAGAGGAUAUCAAAUCUCCAAGCACUACUCAUGCUUUUACAAUCCCACCAAACCUCGGAAAUGGAGACAGCUCAAGGACCAAAAACGUGCCAUCGGUAGAAGAGAAGCGUGUUCCCUCUAUAACAAACGGUUCUGUGGUUAGCAUCUGCUAUUCUUUGUCUUUGGAAGUGGAUCCUGAGUUUUCGACUGAUGGAGAAGUCAGGGAAGGCAACGAAGAAGAUAUGGAGUCCGAGGAGGAUGCUGAAUAUUAUGAGCCAUCAAUAGAUCUCAUUGAAAGCCAUGAAGAGAUAGAGUUUGAGAUUGGGACUAAAGCCAUGAACCCACUUAUUGAAACAGCUGUUACUCAGAUGACUGUGGGUGAAUUUGCUUCUUUCAAUGCUACACUCUUUGCUGCUGCCGAAGCAUUGAUUCUGGCUGCUUCCAGCGAUACUGCAAGGACACGCUACCUCCUAUCAAAACAUCCACAGUUGGUUUACAGUAUAAUUCUGUUGGGAGUGAAAGGGCCUAGUGAAGAGCGAAUGGAGGCUGCUUUUUUCAAACCGCCACUUUCAAAACAGCGUGUGGAAUAUGCAGUUAAACAUAUAAAAAAUUCAUCUGCUUCUACUUUGGCUGACUUUGGAUGCGGUUCUGGUAGUUUAUUAGACUCUCUACUUGACUAUCCAACAACACUUCAAACCAUUAUUGGCGUUGACAUCUCACCGAAAGGUCUUGCCCGUGCUGCUAAGAUGCUACAUGUAAAAUUAAAUAAGGAAGCUUGCAACGUCAACACUGCGACGCUUUAUGAUGGUUCCAUCCUCGAGUUCGACUCCAGGCUGUAUGACCUUGACAUUGGCACUUGCUUAGAGGUUAUUGAGCACAUGGAAGAAGAUCAAGCCUGUGAGUUUGGUGAAAAGGUUCUAAGCUUGUUUCGCCCGAAGCUUCUGAUAGUCUCAACACCAAACUUCGAGUACAACACAAUUCUCCAGCGGUCUACUACACCAGAAAACCAAGAAGAAAACAAAUCUGAGUCACAGCUUCCCAAAUUCAGGAACCAUGACCACAAAUUCGAGUGGACAAGGGAACAGUUUAACCACUGGGCUACUAAACUUGCGGAACAUCAUAACUACAGCGUCGAGUUCAGUGGUGUUGGUGGGUCUGGUGAAGUAGAACCAGGGUUUGCUUCUCAAAUAGCUGUGUUUAAACGGGAAGCUUCAGCUGUUGAGAGUGUAGCAGAAGGACAGCCUUAUAAAGUCAUAUGGGAAUGGAAGAAAGGCAAUGGAGAAAAGAAAGACUGAUUGGAUCUUUUGGAUUAGUAGAAGAUUUUGCAAGCGAUGUGAUGAUGUGUUCAUCUAUAUAUAAAAACUCAAAAGCUUGUUUUAGUUCUUUUGCCUUAGCUUCCGUAGAUUAACCCAUGGUGUGUUGUUUACUGUCUCUAGUCUAGUCUACUGAAAAUGAUGGGAACUAAACUACCAUUUUGGCCCAGCAAGUAUGUUUAUUUAUAUUAAAGUCCCUGAACUUGUUAUCAUUGU